This is a messenger RNA of Gymnodraco acuticeps, 2044 nucleotides long. Its product is annotated as heat shock protein beta-1-like. The coding region runs from base 190 to 804 and encodes 204 amino acids. Gene Ontology annotation, biological process: response to heat; protein refolding. The transcript is spliced from 3 exons. Gene Ontology annotation, molecular function: protein folding chaperone. NCBI's taxonomy places the organism in Eukaryota, Metazoa, Chordata, Actinopteri, Perciformes, Bathydraconidae. The record is from RefSeq and is a predicted model, not a curated record.
AGUAGAGCAUUACAGAUGCUAGAGCAGCCUUUCCUUCAGUCCUGCUGCUCACUUUCUGUUGAGAAUGAAAACACAGCAGCCUAUUGUAUAGUGCCCAGGUUAUCAAUCUGGACUUGUUUGUUAGGGUAGAACUACAGAUUUUUGCACUUUCAACAUCCUUUCCCUUCAUUCUGAGCUUAUCUUUUGGAUAUGGGGGAACCAGAUAAAGCAUUAAACCGUCCCAUCUUCCGCAGAGAUGUAAACUGGGAACCCUUCCCAAACUGGACGCAGCCGAGCCGAAUCUUUGCGCAGGAUUUUGGCCUCCCACCUUUCCUGGACCCCAGCGAUAUAGACUGGAUCGACUGGUCAAAGAAGAGACUGGCUUCUUUCUCCUGGCCGGGGUAUGCACAAAAUCCCCUUCUGCCUCCAUUCAGUGGUCAGCACCCUGCAGCGUUGAACCCAAAGGCUCCACAACAGCUGACAAGUGGGGUGACAGAGAUCCGGACAGGGCAGGACAGCUGGAAGAUUAACCUGGACGUCAAUCACUUCUCGCCAGAGGAGAUUACAAUCACAACCAAGGAGGGAUAUUUGCAAAUAUCAGGAAAUCAUGAAGAAAAGCAGGAUGAUCAUGGAUCUGUUUCAAGGUGCUUCACCCGGAAAUACAAGUUGCCACAGGGGGUGGACUUGCAGCACAUCACUUCUUCUCUGUCAGGUGAUGGAGUCCUGUCCAUAGAGGCCCCGGCCCCCGGGACAUCCGUCAGCAAUCCAGCCAAUGAGAUUGUCAUACCUGUUCAGAUCAAACACACGCAGGACGGUGAAAAGUGAAGUAAGCUGGAAUUUGAAACCACCAUGAGACGUAGCAGGAACUGUUGUGUGUAGCAACUUUAGGUGCACUGUGCACAGGCAUACACCAAAUGUGUCCAUUCUUUAAUAACAAGCUUGUUUUAUUGCUAUAGGAGUCUGAUACUGUUUGUAUUGUCACCAUUACAAUUACUUUCAAAAAUGUAAUGCAGACUCAUCAAUAUAACACAGAAUCAACUGUGAACUGUACGGAGUUAUGUAUGUAUGUAUUCGUUUUAUUUGUCCCCGAGGGGAAAAUGGGUUGCAGCACAUCACAAAGGCAUUUAAAAAGUAAGACAAUACGUCACUGACAACAACAUAGACACAGAUUAAAACAAACAGACAUAAGAAAACCAGAUAUCGGCAGACAUGACAAGGGCCCUAUAGGCCCUCAUUUGCGAAAUAGCGGGGUCAGGGUCAGACCAGCUGGGUAAACAGUGCGUCCUAGCCAUAAUUUAUUUAGGAGUUUGAUGGCUUGUGGGACGAAAGACAGCCGAGAUCUGUUCUUUUUUAACAGAGGGGGACGAUAUCUCCGCCCGGAUGGCAACAGUUCAAAGUAAGAGGCAAGAGGGUGCCUCAGGUCACUCUGUCCUUGUAUAAGCAUUCUAUAUUAGCAAAUGAGAUUCCUGUCAAUUUAAUGGACAAUGUUAUGGCCCUCCUGACUGACUUUUUCUGUGCCUCAGUUGCGUUGCCGAACCAGCAUAUAAUGCCGAAGGAGAGCACACUUUCGAUAAAAGCAUGAUAAAACAUCUUCACCAUUCUGUUGCCGACAUUAAAAGACAAUAAUUUAUAUAUGCUUGUCAAUGCUUAUAACAAUGAUUAGUAUGACCUUGUCUUCCUAACAGCAUAGCAUCAUUUGUUAUGCACUUCUAAUAUCUUAAUUGAUUACAAAUAUUACCAGCUGUAGUUUUGUGACAUAAGCAACUGUUGAGAUUACGGCUGACAAUACUGGCCAAUAAUGGACAGUGGAAAUUGAGUAUUUAUAUCUCAGCAGCUUGUGUGUAUAGUUCUGUGUAACAUGACAAUAUAAUCAAUAAUACAUGUAGUUAUUCGUUUUACUUUGGCAAAGAGCAACCAUGUAAAAGCUGUACUAUAGAUUCAUUAUGUGUUUGUCCUUUAUGUUGUACAUUGAUGUAAUGAAUACCAACAUAAUGAAGCUGAUAUAUUAUCUUCCACAUAUGUAUUAAACAGCUUCUGCCAUAUAAAUAAAAACAUAUGUACAUUC